This is a messenger RNA of Ictalurus furcatus (blue catfish), 1893 nucleotides long. RefSeq names its product dopamine receptor D4b (gene drd4b). The transcript is spliced from 4 exons. Lineage: Eukaryota; Metazoa; Chordata; Actinopteri; Siluriformes; Ictaluridae. Gene Ontology annotation, biological process: adenylate cyclase-inhibiting dopamine receptor signaling pathway; adenylate cyclase-activating adrenergic receptor signaling pathway. Bases 371 to 1579 code for a protein of 402 amino acids. Gene Ontology annotation, molecular function: dopamine neurotransmitter receptor activity, coupled via Gi/Go; G protein-coupled receptor activity. Gene Ontology annotation, cellular component: plasma membrane. The record is from RefSeq and is a predicted model, not a curated record.
GCCGUUCAGUGAUGUAAAGCGGUUCCUCCCACGCGGCGCACCUGAGCAGUGUGUCUGAAAGCACUCCCAACUUAGUGUGAGUCUUUCCAGCCCUCAGUGUGAAGCUUCCACGCGGAUCAUCCUUCAUACAUCCUAUCAAGACCAAUCUACUCAAAAAGAUCUGAAAGACAGACGUUUAUCUGUGACUUUCCAGGAUUGUCGGAGUGCGUCAGGAGACGGAGAGCUGAGCUGCUCUGUCAGACAUGGGGUAGAUCUUCCCCCUCCAAAAGUCGGGAACAUGGAUGCGGAUGUAUCGAAUUAAACAAGGUUCACUUGAUGUUUGGCUGAAGAAGACGCGCAGAAAAGUUGCCCAUGUCGACGAGGUUUCAGGAUGAAGAACCUGAGCGAGCUGAACAGCACCGCGCCUCCGCCGCCGCCGCCGCUCAUCACCGUGCGCAACUUCCCGGCGCUCAUAUUCGGCAUUCUUCUCAUCAUAGUCAUCAUCUGCGGCAAUGUCCUGGUCUGUCUUAGUGUUUACAGGGAAAAGGCUUUAAAGACCACGACCAAUUAUUUUAUCGUGAGUCUGGCUGUAGCUGAUCUUCUGCUGGCUGUCUUAGUGUUGCCGCUGUUCGUUUACGCCGAGUUUCAGGGUGGUGUCUGGUCCUUGGACAUGGUCGUCUGUGAUGGGUUGAUGGCUAUGGACGUGAUGCUUUGCACAGCCUCUAUAUUCAACCUGUGUGCGAUUAGCAUUGACAGGUUCAUCGCAGUGUCCAUACCGUUGAACUACAACCGACGGCAUGUGGACCAUCGGCAAAUCACUUUACUCUCAGGCACCUGGCUCCUUGCCCUAGCUGUGGCCUCCCCUAUCAUUUUUGGCAUAAACAAUGUCCCGAACCGUGACCCGACAGUGUGCAAGUUGGAGGACGACAACUAUGUGGUUUACUCUUCCGUCUGUUCUUUUUUCAUCCCCUGUCCCAUUAUGCUCCUGCUGUACUGCGGGAUGUUCCAUGGCCUCCGCCGCUGGGAGGAGGCCCGUAAGGCCAAGCUGAAGAAGAGCAUCCAGGCCUGCCGUAAGCUUCAGCAUGCUGCCGCUGCCGCUGCUCUUCCACCGCUGGCAGCCUUGCCAUCUCCUAUGCCCGUGUUGCCUCGUGUCAUCCAGCAAGACCUGGCUCAGUGCAACGUGGACGAGCUCGAUGACGACAUGCAGCCCAGCUGCCCCUUACCGCCGGAGUACAAUAACAGCACCAUUCAGACUGUUGCUUAUGCCGCGAUUCAGAACACAGGCCAAAAAAGGAAGCGUGCGAAGAUCAAUGGCAGGGAGCGGAAAGCCAUGAAGGUCCUACCUGUCGUUGUGGGUGCCUUCCUUUUCUGUUGGACUCCAUUCUUCGUGGUUCAUACGACACGGGCCCUCUGCGAGACAUGUGAAAUCUCACACUACCUAAUGAGCACAGUGACAUGGCUGGGUUACGUGAACAGUGCGCUGAACCCCAUCAUCUACACCGUCUUCAAUACGGAGUUCCGCAGGUUUUUCCACAAGUUUCUACAAAGCACAUGCUGUUACUCGGCUAGAAGAAUGGAUGAAACUAUAAUGAUGCUAUGAACUAUUGUAACGAAUGAGCAUGUUGGAUUAAAAAAAAAACAACAACACACGUUUGUAUGCACGUUUAUAAAGCGGUGCCAGUUAUUAUGUACGCCGGCAAUGAAGCUAUGCAGACUGGCCAUUUUAUCAGGUUCACCUACCAAAAAUAAUGUAUUUGAUGGUAUGCAGAAUAUGUCAGCUGCCCUAUAAAUAUUAUUCUCAGUGCAGCAAUGGUAAUGGUCUUGUGGUAGUAAUAUACAAUAAUGCAGCAGGGGUGAAAAGGGAGCUGACGACUGUUCAAAUAUGUGGAAGGUUUACCUGAUAAAAUCGAUAAA